UAAGCCGGAAAGAAAAAUAACUUCCGGGGUGUGUUGCAAAAGGGAAAACUAGUAACAAUGUCAAAAAAUACUGGUGCUAGCAAAUUUAGAAAGGUCAAUGUUGACGAGUAUGAUGAAGAAAACUUUCAAGAUAACGAAGACACAGAUGUUGGUGAAGUUGGUCCCAAUGAAAACGAAGUUACCAACUAUUUAAACCAAUCUAAAAAUGUGGAAGCUCUGAAAGCUGUCUUACAGAAUCCUCUACAGGGUAGUAAAGACAAAAGAAUGAAGGACAAAGUAGUGCAGCUGGUGGUUCGAGUUUUGACUGCAUUUAAAACAAGUGAAAUUGAAAAGGGAGUUAAUGCCCUUGACAGUAAAUCAUUGGACAUUCUCAUGAAAUAUAUUUAUAGAGGAUUUGAAUUUCCAUCGGAAGGAAGCAGUGCAGCACUUCUGACAUGGCAUGAAAAGGUGUAUGCAAUUGGAGGAUCAGGCACGAUCAUCCGAGUUCUGACUGACAGGAAGAAUGUAUGAUGUCAUCAUGAUGUCAUAUGCCAGACUUUUUAUACAAUACCCAAUCAGAGCUAUAUUAAUACAUAAAAUUUUUUGGGAAGAUAUUUCAGCUGUACAUUAUUAAAAUGAGAUGGUUGGAUUUAUGAGAGAAAGAGGAAGAAACAUAAUUGUGAUAAAGAACAAAUCAUGACAUGUAUAAUUUUUGAAGAAUUUGGGAAAGAUUUAUGAUUAUGUUGUUUAUCAUUCCUAAAGCUGUUACAAUUCUUAAAAUUGUAUCACUUUUAUUUACAUCCAUUCUUUCUUUUCUCUGGGACAGUGCUAAUAAUUGCUGUUUGUCUCAUACAAUGUAUGUUCAAUGUUUAUGAAAUAUUCAACACAUUUCAGAAAACAAUCAUCUGUCAUUCUGUCUUCAUAUUUUGUUUUACUGAAAAUAAAUUACUUAUUCAAUUAA
Molecule: messenger RNA, 940 nt
Organism: Saccostrea cuccullata (small rock oyster)
Lineage: Eukaryota; Metazoa; Mollusca; Bivalvia; Ostreida; Ostreidae
Product: actin-related protein 2/3 complex subunit 5-C-like
Exons: 4
Coding region: 58-510 (150 amino acids)
Biological process (GO): Arp2/3 complex-mediated actin nucleation; regulation of actin filament polymerization; cell migration
Cellular component (GO): Arp2/3 protein complex; actin cytoskeleton; cytoplasm
Molecular function (GO): actin filament binding
Source: RefSeq, a predicted model, not a curated record